GCAACUCUAACGGAUGCGUAACACAUAGUAAUUUCGCAUAACUUUAUUCCUUAUUAUCAAAACGCGCGUUUUGUUUUUGUUUCUUGAGGACUGGACAAGGAAAGUUUCAUAUCUGACAAGGAAUACCUGCCAGCGCCGAACGCAACGGGCACUCGCACAUCGUCCGCAAACUGUCACACCUUCGUCCCUCAAGAGUGCAUUGAGGAGAUUGGAUCUGCUUUCGGACUGCAUUUUCUUGUUUGUUGCGUUAUUUUGGGGGUAAGGGACAAGUCCCUAGAAGUACGUACAUGCUAUUUUUUCUUUACAAAAUGAGUGUGGAUCUGUGAUCUCUAGAUCUUCUUAGUAGGGUUGUGCGGAUCAUCUGUGAAGUAGUUUUUUAGUUCCUGUAGACUGUGUUGUUUCCUCUCUUUCCUCUUUGUUGGAUAGCCUACUGGAAUUUCAAUAAGACUGAGUCGCUUUCUCUCCUCUCGCCCAAUGAAACCAACUCACGGAUGGUAAGGAUUCCAGAGAAUGGUAAAUGAUCGAUGGAAAAUCAUGAACAGUGUUUCAGAACUCGAGGAUGGACAGCAGCAUAAAUCGCAGAGGAUGAGCUGUAGCUAUCUCUUAUGCACCAUCCUGCUAUUUGUUGCCGUGUUACUGGCUGUCACGGUAACCGGGAUCAUCCUUCUUAUGAACCAUUACCAAGCGCCCACUGGCCCUGACGGUCCCCCUCUCAUCAGCACCAACCAGGAUGAGGGUAAUGCCUUGGUUACCAUCGAGAGAGGCGACGGCUCUCACAUCAACAUCUUUAUUGACCCUAACUGCCCCGACUACAACAAUAACUUCCUGCGUCUGGAGGGGGUGCAGACCUCUCUGCUGCACACUCUCACUGACCAUGACACUGAUCUGAAGUCAGUGAAAGGGCAGGACCGGGCACUACUAGUUAAACUUGCUGAGGAAGUGGCCAAGCUUUCUGCUCACGCCAGCCAACUGAAGAUGGAGUACAACGCACUGAGACAGGGCCAGAGCAAUAUCGGACAGGAGCUUGGCACUCUGCAGGCCGAACAGGGCAGACUCAUUCAGCUGCUGUCCGAGAGUCAGAUCAACAUGGUGAAGGUGGUGAAUUCAGUGAGCGAUGCACUCAGCUCCAUGCAGAAGGAAACAGGAAACAUCAAGAGCCGUCUCAAGGCAGAUCUGCAAAGGGCUCCGGUGCGCAGUGUCCGACCCAAGGGCUGUGCUGGUGGUGAAGCAGGUUCCAGACCCAGAGACUGCAGUGACAUCUAUGCCAGCGGACAAAGAGAGGACGGUAUCUACUCUGUGUUCCCUAUACAUUACCCAGCAGGCUUUCAGGUCUUCUGUGACAUGACUACUGAUGGGGGCGGAUGGACGGUGAUUCAACGCAGAGAAGAUGGCUCUGUUAACUUUUUUCGCGACUGGGAAGCAUACCGUGAGGGAUUUGGCAAGAUAACAGGAGAACAUUGGCUCGGCAUGAAACGAAUCCAUGCACUUACCAUUCAAGCCAACUACGAGCUGAGAAUUGACCUGGAGGACUUUGAGAACAGUACCUCAUUUGCACAGUAUGGAUCUUUUGGAGUGGGGUUGUUUUCGGUUGAUCCAGAUGAGGAUGGUUACCCACUGAGCAUCACUGACUACUCUGGCACUGCAGGCGACUCGUUGCUCAAACACAACGGGAUGAAAUUCACCACUAAGGACAAGGACAACGACCACUCUGAGAAUAACUGUGCAUCCUUCUACCACGGAGCCUGGUGGUACCGUAACUGCCACACCUCAAACCUCAACGGAGAGUACCUUCGCGGCCAGCACACCUCUUACGCUGAUGGCAUCGAAUGGUCAUCCUGGACGGGGUGGCAGUACUCGCUGAAGUUCACAGAGAUGAAGAUCAGGCCCACCAAGGAAGAGAAUAAAUGAGCAUGAACUAGAAAACUCACCUAGAAGAACAAAAAGGAACUCAAAGAUGGCUGUAGGUGGUAGAGACACUCAAUGCAGAAACGCAAGAACUUUUUAACUUCUCUUUUGUCAUGAUUCUGUUCGUAUUCCUCUUUCCUUGUUUCCUGACCAUCGUGUAGUGUUUGUGCUAAUGCCCAGUGGGCUGCUGUUUUUCUCUUGAUCUAUUGUUCACAUCUCUGAAUAUUAUAACAAAAUAUUGCAGGUAUUGUCAAAAACAGUGGUUCUCAACUGGUGGGUCGCAUGUCUGUUCUGAUAGGGUCACCUACAGCAGGGAAAAACAAUGCUAAAUGCAAAUUAUAAAAUGCAACUAACCAUAUAAUUGUGCAUAGUUAGGAUAGUAAAAUAAAUAAGCUUUUCAACUUUUAAAAGGGAGAAGAAAAUGCUUCCCAUAUCUUUUGUUGUUGAUGUCAAAGGCCAAGCAUCCAAUCAAACUCUGUUUUGACUUAAAUUCACAGUUCACUUGGUAGAAUCUAGCCAAAUUAGACAGCUGUCAACAUGGACAGGUUAUCUGACAAGCUACCCAAGAUGUAGGUUCCCUUGCAGUGAGGAUAAACAUGGUAUGUGACGAACACAAUGUGAUUUGUACUGUGAAUUAUUGGCUGCCGAGAGCAUGAAACCAUCGUUAUUAAAUUGACAUUUGAAUCCAAAAUUAUCAAGAUUCCUAUUCAGUCUUUAAUGAUAAGUCACGUUAAUGAUUUUUCAUAUUGUUGUUCCUAUUAUUUCUUCACGGUAAUAUUAAUACAUUUCAAAGUUUGAUUUUAAGGAAUUUUUUGUUUACUUUUGUAUGACAAUUUUGCUACAGUGUUGGGUCUUGUAAAACCUGGGUCCUGAAGCAAAACCAGUUGAGAACCACUGUUCUGAAAAGUACUAAUUAAUAAAUAAAUAGUUGUUGUCUAAAAAAACAAAACAAAACAAAAUGUAAAAAAAAAAUCUGUAGCUGUGAAAUCUAGCAAGAACAUGUAGCUUUUCAUAACAAUGAAGACUUUGAACUCCUCUCUAACAAGUUCCUUUGGAUUAUCUGACAGAGAGUCUGGUUGUCCUAUGUUAUUUUUGUUCAGAACUUAAUCAGUUACUUGUAGCUAAACAUGACAAAGUUGCAUUUGUGUGUCCACCCAAUGUUGUAAUAUCUGGGAGGUAACUAGGUUUCCCACAUGUCAAGUAAAUAUGUUAUUGACCACCAGGAAAGCACAAACAGAAUAUGUGUCACAGAGAUGGCUUUCUGAGUGAUGGGCCAAUACAGACACAUUAUUCACCCUGACAGGUCAGUUGCACUAGGGCGUACCAGUCAUUGGAAGCUUUAUCAAUGGAGAAGCUGAUCUUGCUUCAAAGAACCCUGGUGUUACUGUCGGUUAUCAGAGUGUUGUGGAUUUUAUCUGGUGCUUUGGACAGUAUUCAUGGCACAAUAGGUCAGUUUUGGCCUGAAAUGAAAAUGAGAUGGAUUGACGAAGCUUAGAGGGAUAGUUCACACAAAAAUGACAAUAAUGUCAUCAUUUGCAUCAUCUUUAAGGUUUGGCUCUUGGGGAAGAUCUCGGAACUGAACUUGGGUUCAACCAUUUCUGUUGUUGAGCAGACUUUCAAUACUACAUAUUUUAAUUGUGAUACAUAAAUCAGAUUGUCCUGUGGGUCAUUUGGUAACUUUUUUUUUUUUUUCUUCUAUCAAAGUAUGAUCAUGUAUUAUUUGUCAUUUGUUUAGGAUAAAUGGGUGAAUAUCUCCAAAUCUGGAAAUUUGUUAAAGAAAUAGUUCACCCACAAAUAAAAAUUCUGUAAUUUUUUACUCACCUUCAUGUUUUUUUCAUGUCAUUAUGAGCGACACCAGAACCAAUGGCAAUAGACAUGGAUGUCGAACCUACAUCAACUUGAAUAUGUGGAAGCGUGAAUAAGAUUUGAGAGAACAACUUAAAUUUUGGUCUGUUCUUCGCACAAAGCUAUUGGAUUCAUAAAACUUUGAAUAUUGUGUGGUAUAGACUACAUUUAGUGUUUUUUGUCCUUUUUGGAGCUUGACAACCAUGGUUACUAUGAACUGUCAUUGUAUGGAAAAGAGCUGUGUGAAGAUCAAAAUGUCUACUUUUAUAUUCUAUUGAAGGAAGAAAGUCAAACAGGUUUGGAAUGACAUGAGGGUGAGUCACUGCAAAAUGAAAAGGAAUUUUCAUUUUUUUUGGUGAACUAUUUUUUUAACAGCUGCUGGUUUAAAAGCAUCAACAACACAUAACAACUUUGCUCGUUUCUCUUUUUGUUUGCUUGUUUUCUAUCUAUGCAGACAUUACCCACAAAAUAUCUCUGCUGGAGAUAUGUAAUUUUCAGCAUUGACAUUGUGCAUAAUUUGUCCUUUCCAAACAAUUUACUUACAAUAUCCUUAUUUACUCGUGUUUAUUUUUUUUGCAGCUUUGUAUUAGGUUUGAUAAUUAACACAUUUCUGAACAUUCCAUAUCAACCCUGCUGUUUUAUCUGUAUACAAAUUCCACUUGUCACGUGAGAUCAAAGUUGAUUGACUAAGAUGACGACCACUACAGUAGAUGAACUUGUGUUGCAUCGUUUAGAAUGUGAAAAUCAGUUUCAUAACUUUGUUUGUAUCUUUAUAUUUGUUGUGAUUGUACAUUGAUUAUUCUGUCAAAGAUGAACAUUGUCUGCACUUUAAAAAACAAAACAAAAUGUCUUUUCCGUUUUAAAAAGUUUUACAAUCACUUUUAUAUCAAUAUAGGUAGGAUUUUAAAAGAAAUAGUUUUAUGUAUCGAAGGAUAUAUCCCUCAGAUUAUUUUGAGAAUGGAAAGGCUUUCGAAAUCGACCAGCUUUAUUGUAGAAAAUGUUUAUCUUACUUACAGUAUAUACUGAAAUGCAAACCCCUUCUGAAAAAACACUUUACCGAAAGUCAAAGGAAGUCAAAACUACAACAGAAUGAGCAAAUGUAACAGUACCAUCAAAAGUAUAGCGCUGCUCAACCAAGCUUUUGAUCAAGAUUGUGGCAUUAUCUCGCUCAUUGAAGAGAACCACAGGCUUUGCAGAGCAAAGGCAUUUCUGUGAGGUGAAAUUGUGAUGAACGGCACUCUGUUGAAUGAGUUUCACAGUCAAUUCCCUAGACGAACCGUAGGAGGGAUUUCAUUGCUACAGUUGUCCUGAUAUACUAGCAUGCACAUUUAAAACAAAGGGAAAUGCAAAUAAAAUACAUCAUCACACCUGA
This is a messenger RNA of Myxocyprinus asiaticus (Chinese sucker), 5122 nucleotides long. Its product is annotated as fibrinogen C domain-containing protein 1-like. The coding region runs from base 511 to 1908 and encodes 465 amino acids. The transcript is spliced from 7 exons. Lineage: Eukaryota; Metazoa; Chordata; Actinopteri; Cypriniformes; Catostomidae. The record is from RefSeq and is a predicted model, not a curated record.